This is a messenger RNA of Dromiciops gliroides (monito del monte), 4503 nucleotides long. It is a transcript of the gene B3GALT5, whose product is annotated as beta-1,3-galactosyltransferase 5. The transcript is spliced from 4 exons. Gene Ontology annotation, cellular component: membrane. Gene Ontology annotation, molecular function: N-acetyl-beta-D-glucosaminide beta-(1,3)-galactosyltransferase activity. NCBI's taxonomy places the organism in Eukaryota, Metazoa, Chordata, Mammalia, Microbiotheria, Microbiotheriidae. Bases 436 to 1392 code for a protein of 318 amino acids. The record is from RefSeq and is a predicted model, not a curated record.
GUUGGUGGGGAUCAUCAAAAGAAGUCCCGUAAAUCUUUCUUGUGAUGCAGAUCUGAGCUGCCUGCAGAUUUUUCCCCCUUCCAACAAGACCAAAAAAGCAAAGGAGAUGCAGAAGUGUAAGGAUAGAAUUGCAUAGCCUUGAGGUUCCUGCACUCAACAUUGUAGCCUACUCUGGAGAAACAGCCCUUUUCAACUGGAAGGAUUUUUUCCCUCUAAGAUCAUUCAGAUAACUCCUUCCCAGAAGGGGUUUAGAGGACCAAGCCAAGUGAUUGCUGAAUGAUCAGAUGAACAGACUUCAUUCUGAUAACAUCAUAAGCUCAGAAAUACUGAAAAUUCCAGCCUUCGUUGGCAGUGGGAAAGUGGAAUAACUUUUCUUAUAUUAUCUCACCCAAGACUUAACUUCUAAUUCCAGGGGAUUAUUUUGCCCAGGAAGAAAUGGUCUACCAGAAGAUUAAGAUGAUACAUGUUUUCAUUAUUAUUCUUGUGGUUUCUUGUUUACUUUUUAUCAUAUCUAAGAUGAGUUCAACAGAAAUCUGCACCUUUUGCAUAAGAAAAGAAGGCACACUAGUUUUCAAGAAACAUGGUGGGACCUUUCUUCAGCUCCCAGAUAUAGACUGCAGAGAGAAUCCUCCAUUUUUGGUUGUAAUGGUGACUUCAUCCCACAAUCAGAUUAAAGCACGGAUGGCUAUCCGUGAAACCUGGGGAAGAAAAAGAAGUAUAAAAGGUAAACGUAUAAUGACAUACUUUCUGCUAGGAAUCACAAAUUCAAAAGCUGAUGAUGUGGUGACACAAGAAAGCCAGAAAUACAGAGAUAUUAUCCAGAAAGACUUUUUAGAUGUCUAUUUCAAUUUGACUCUUAAAACAAUGAUGGGAAUAGAAUGGGUUCACCAAUUUUGUCCUCAAUCUGGCUUUGUGAUGAAGACCGAUUCUGACAUGUUUGUAAAUGUCUACUAUCUAACUGAACUCCUUAUGAAGAAAAACAGAACAACCAGGUUUUUUACUGGUUUUAUAAAGAUGAAUGAAUCUCCAAUUAGAAAAAUAUUUAAUAAGUGGUAUGUAAGUCAAUAUGAAUACCCAUGGGAAAAAUAUCCACCUUUUUGUUCUGGAACAGGUUAUGUUUUUUCUAGUGACAUUGCAAGUAAGGUUUAUAAUGUUUCAGAAAAGGUCCCUUUUAUUAAACUGGAGGAUGUUUUCAUGGGACUCUGCCUAGCAGAACUCAAAAUCAAUCUAGAAGAACUACAUUCAGAACAGACCUUUUUCCCAGAUCGUCUCAAGUUUUCUACCUGUCGCUUUAAGAAAAUUGUGACCUGCCAUUUUGUCAAACCAGCAGAACUGCUGAUAUAUUGGAAAGCUUUGGAGAGAUCCUUAAAUGAAAAGUGUCCAGCUGUUUGAAAUGAUAGUAAUGACACACCAGGACAAAUAUCAGACACUCUGCAAUGACAUUUUGGAAGGAGAAGCACAUUUUUGAAUGGCAUUGCUGAGAAUCACAACCUAUCGGCAUUAGGGAGGGAGAAGAGGACAGAGCAAUGUUCCUUAGUGUUCUGAACAAAGAACUAAAAAUUUAAAACCUAAAUUGUAAUCCUGAAAUGAUUUAUACAUUCUACUUUGAGCCCCCUCAAAAUGAAAAUAACCAAAUAACAGAUUAUUGGGCACCUAUAAUAUUUCUCUACCUCCAACCCAUCCUAGCAUCCCUUGAUGUUUAUAUUCUAUCUGAUGCACAAAGACAGAUGUACCCAAUCCCUUCAUUAAGAUCUGGCUAGAUAAGCAAGGAAGCCUACUGUUCUCUGUUUAGUAUUCAGUGCUUCAUUGAGAUGAAUCAUAUCUCAAUUCAGCCCUAGACAACACUCAGUUCUAAAUUGGAGCCAGCACUUAUUUGGACCUUAUUUUCAAAGCCCCAAAUGAUAACACACUGGGUAUGUAGAACAUUCUAUUGUACUACUGAAUCUCAGAGCUUUAGUUUGUCUCUGAGCUAUUCUGCCAUUGAAAUUCAAUUCUAGGGGGCAACUAGGUGGCACGGUGGAUAAAGCACUGGCCCUGCAUUCAGGAGGACCUGAGUUCAAAUCUGACCUCAGAUACUUGACACUUACUAGCUGUGUGACCCUGGCCAAGUCACUUAACCCUCAUUACCCCGCAAAAAUAUUAAAUUCUAUAUGUCAUUGAUUGUUCAUUUAAUAUAGAAGAAACAGGGGCAGCUAGGUUUUGCAGCAGAUAGAGCACCAGCCAUGGAGUCAGGAGGAUCUGAGUUCAAAACCGGCUUCAGACACUUAACACUUACUAGCUGUGUGACCCUAGGCAAGUCACUUAACCCUAAUUGUCUCACAAAAAACCAAACCAAACCAAAACAAAACAAAAAAUAUAGAAGAAGCACUGUUGGGAAUGCAAGGGCUCAGGUACUCAUCCCUUCCUAUCUCAGCUGUGUGAACCAGUUUAGUCUUGUAGCCUCCCUCUAAGUAAGAGGGUCAGAAUCCCCACUGUCACACUCAUUUACUUGCUAACAGCCCACACCCCAUGAUCUGAGUGAUGAUACUAAUUUUAAUGAAAGUUUUGACUUGUGUUUGUAUCCUUUCAUUCAGGGAUGGGGCAGGUGGUUGUUUUCUACACAGUAAGAAGAAUGCUAAGCAUAAAAAGAAAUUAAUGCAUGCAUCAACAGAAUGAUUAGAAUUUAGUAAUUUAACUAAGAAGUAUUGAUAUAAUCAUUUGAGAAGUGAAUAUUAUGACACGCAAGAAUAUAAAGCAAUUGUGCAAUUCCAAUAAUUUCACCUCAGCACAUCCCCUGCCAUGAGCUACUGCUGCUUUGAGGACACUGAAGCACCUUUUGCAAAGCUUCUCAAGACCUCUGGGUCAUUUGAAACUUACAAAGUUCUAGUCUUUGUCUAGACAUAGGAUAGUCCUUCAUGUAAGAUGAGGAAGAAAUAAACACAAAGAAUGUUUUGUGCUCAUGGCUGCAAGGAAGCUGGGUCAGAGAUAGGACACCUGGCUCUUAGUAUGCAGCUCUAGGUACUCUUCACACUUAAUAGUUAGAAAGAAAGAAAAAAUGAAACGUCGCUGUAGCUUGCUUUUUUAUAUCCGGAGUCAUCAGUUCUCCUGGCUCAGCAACCAAUUUAGGAGAUUACAAUCAUAUAGUGCAAAUUCUGCAUGAUUCGAAGUAUGCCCCACCUAAGUUUCUGUGUGGUGGGUUGGAACCAGGUGUUCUCUACCCUGCUGUGCAUGCUCCAAGGAAUGGCUUCUUUUGGUCAGUUUACCCAUAUUAUGUUUAGGUAAAAUGAGAUGAGCUACAGUAUUUUUAAAAUUUUCACACUUAAAAAAACUUAAGGUACAAACAUUAGGGUACAAGCAUAUGCAUUGCAGGAUUCUUAAUGCAUGAAUUAGUUUUUACUAACAUAAUAUUCCUUUAUCGACAUCUACUAUGGGCCAACCAUUUAAAAGUUUCAGAGACUCAGCUUUUUGGGUCGGUCUAGCUAGAUUGAUAAGAAAUUCCUGAACUUUAAGGUUUUGAGUUUUCUCUGUCAUUUUUUUUUUUCCGAAUGGAGGUCUGAAUCUACCUUUUUCUCAGGGAUCUGGUGAAAAUGAGGUAAUUUUUUUUGCAAAGGGCUUCAAGCUUUUGGGAAGCAUGCCUUACAUAAUGCAAAUUAAUAGUUUGUUACUAUUAUUUAUUAUUCUCACCAGACUUUAAUGGGUGAUUAUUAUAAAGCAUCUCAGAAGUGUAGAGUACUGAAUAUCAUUAUACAUCUGAAAUGACAUGAAAUCAGUCUUUUUCCCGAACUUGAGAUCAUCUUAUAUUUGAUACAAAAUGGUCAUAACAGUUCACAUGAAGGUUUCAACAGUUCCAUUUUACAAAGCUAAUCUUUCUUGAAUAGACUUUUAAAAACGUUUUUCCUUGUUUUGAAGCUGCAGCAUACAUUUCAUUCAAUUAAAUAACUAUUUAUUGUGUCUAUUAUGUGGAAAGCAUUAUACUUGAUACUAAAUACACAAAGAGGAAAAAGACGUAGCCUCUGCCUUUAAGGAGCUUACAAUAAAAAGAGAGAAGAAAUAAGCCAUGAACACAAAUAAUUGUAAUACAAGGUAGAACACAAUAUGAGAAAGGAGAGGUCAACACAAGGUUCAAAGGGAACUUUGAGGAGGUAGAGAUUACUUUUGACUGCAGGGUGGGGAGGGGAAGUCUUCAUGGAAGAAGUGACCUUCAAAUAUGAGAAGUGUCUAAAUAUGUAAAGUUGAGGAAGGAGUCUAUGAGAGAGAACUUCCUAUGAGAGAAAACUUGCAUAAAUAUGUAAAAAUGGUAAAGGAAUAAUUCAGCUUGGCUGGAAUGUACCAUCAGAUACAUGAAGUCAGAGAAGAGUCCAGUUUGGAAAAAGUUGGUAGAAUAACUUCUUACUAUAUCACAGGUUUGAAUGUCUAUGAUUCUAUUCAUUUUUGACUAGUAUCCAUAACUGAGCCAGAUCUAUAUUUCACUAAGUGUGAAAUGUGGUAUGAAUACAUCAUGAUUAAUCAUUAGUCAAGUAUCAA